AUGGAGUCCGCAAAUCUACCCUAUACCCAGAAAACGCCCCUCAACACUGUUUGGCGCGAUAAUGCCGACCCCGCGAUUUACGAAGCAGCAAGGACCAGUCGACUAUUCAACGCUCAAAAGCCAACCCAAUAUCCAAUAGCCAUCGCUUUUGUGAAAGACGCAUCCGAAGUAGUUGAUGUGAUACAACUUGCUAUUCAGCUGAGCUGUCGGAUCUCAGUCCGUGCCGGCGGACACAGUUACGCGAGCUGGAGUGUUCGAGAUGAGGCCAUUCUCAUAGAUAUGGGGGAUUUUUCUGAGAAUCCAUCUCUCGAUGAAGCAACUGGAAUAGUCAGUAUACCACCUAGUAUUAUGGGAAAGGACUUGAUCGAAUAUCUCGACGCAAAAGGACGGGUCUGCUCGGUCGGACAUUGCCCGGACGUUGGGCUCGGAGGAUUUCUUCUUGGAGGGGGUAUGGGCUGGAAUUGCAAUGUGAGUCUCUCUACUCAAGGUUUUAACUUUUAUGCUCAAUGGCUAAAAGAGAGAAAGAACUGGGGAUGGGCGUGUGAGCAGGUGGUUGCUAUAGAUGUUGUCACUGCAGAUGGUCAGUUCAUUCGUUCGGAUAUCCAGCAGCACAGUGACCUAUUUUGGGCGGCAAGGGGGGCUGGGCCAGCAUUCCCAGGUGUCGUCACUCGCUUUUACCUCAAAACGAAACCAGCGAUAAAGUCCAUGUUUUCCUCCGGCUAUGUUUACCCCAUACGAAGCUAUAGGACCAGUCUACAAUGGGCAGCGACGGUCUCUAGUUCGAAUGAUGGUAUAGAGGUUCUGGCUAUAGGUAGCUACUCUGCGGACUUGAAAGGGCCCUGUGUCACAGUCUCUAUAUUGGCAUAUGGUGACAAUGACGACGAUGCACGCGAUGUUCUGCAGAAGAUAGACGCUUCUCACCCUAAUGGGGCCCUGCUUCAGUGGAUUUGUGAGAAAACAAAUAUGCAGCAGCAGCUCGAGAAGUCAGGGCAAUCAUUUCCGAAUAACCAUCGCUAUUACGUGGAUAACCUAUGGCUUGAUGACAACAUGGACUUCUCUCUGCUCGAUCGAGCCUUCAAUUCACUACCUACUAAGAAUUCGCUACUUCUAUGCCAGUCCAUGUUUCCAUGCAGUCAACGUGACCUUCCCGAUAUGGCUCUGAGUCUACAAUCCAAUCAAUGGCUUGCAAUGUAUGCGAUAUGGGAAGAGGAAGCCGAUGAUUCGCGUUGCGAAACCGCGGUCCAUGAAGCUAUAUCAGAGCUUCAGCAACACUCCAAGGGGUCGUACCUAGGAGAGCUUGACUUUAGAGCCAGGAGAGGCCAUUAUUGGGCAGAUGAUCAAUACGAAAGACUCGUGUCAGUCAGGCGCAAGUGGGAUCCUCUGAAUAGGAUUUGCGGCUGUCUCGGUUUAGAAGUAUGA
Penicillium malachiteum is the source of this 1419-nucleotide messenger RNA. Its product is annotated as FAD-binding oxidoreductase. The transcript is spliced from 2 exons. The coding region runs from base 1 to 1419 and encodes 472 amino acids. Gene Ontology annotation, molecular function: oxidoreductase activity; FAD binding. The record is from RefSeq and is a predicted model, not a curated record. NCBI's taxonomy places the organism in Eukaryota, Fungi, Ascomycota, Eurotiomycetes, Eurotiales, Aspergillaceae.